Fulmarus glacialis (Northern fulmar) is the source of this 654-nucleotide messenger RNA. Its product is annotated as zinc finger protein 512-like. Gene Ontology annotation, molecular function: zinc ion binding. The annotation marks the transcript as partial. NCBI's taxonomy places the organism in Eukaryota, Metazoa, Chordata, Aves, Procellariiformes, Procellariidae. The record is from RefSeq and is a predicted model, not a curated record. The transcript is spliced from 6 exons.
GACACCAGGCCUGGACAUCACAGACAACAGAAGGUCAAGAGGUCUCUGGGAAACAAAAGGUCUAAGCAGUUUGAGGUGGUGGAAACUACUGUCCUAGGACUGAACAGUAACUAUGAUGAGACAGUCAGCAACAUUUCUUCUGCCUCGCCGAAAAGUCGAGUGAACGGAAGUGCAGAGUCCAGAAGCAAGCGGACCAUUCGUAGGCCUGCUUACUGGUUGGCAAUGAGAGGAAUAAAAAACAGCAUUAACAAAUCUUCAGAAAAAAAAGCAGAAGUACUAUUGAAAGGCAAGAGGAAAUCUGAGCAAGGGGAAGGCGAAGAUCUUAAAGACUCUCCCAAGAAGAAGCAGAAGAUUUUGGGAAAAAAACAGCAAGCUGGAACACAACAAAACUCCAAAACAAAAGGCCACUGUGUUCAGAAAGAACCAGAAACCUAUGGCACAGGUAGUAUGGAAGAGCGAUGGUCUUUGGAAAUUCAGGACAAAGGCCGAGUUACCUGUCCAACAUGCCGGGCUGUGGUGAGAAAGACUGUAGAAGGACUGAAGAAACAUAUGGUAAAUUGCAGGCAGGAAAUGUUCACGUGUCAUCACUGUGGGAAGCAGCUGAAGUCUUUAGGAGGGAUGAAAUACCACGUCAUGGCAGACCAUAACAAUCAG